AUGUCUUAUAGGGAUAGUGAAAGAGCAAUGAAAGCUUCAACAACCUUAUAUAUUGGGAAUUUAUCGUUUUAUACUCGGGAGGAACAAAUAUGGGAAUUGUUCAGCAGAGCAGGUGAACUAGAAAGAGUUAUUAUGGGGCUUCAUCGAUAUGAUAAGACUCCAUGCGGCUUUUGCUUUGUUGAGUAUGCUAACCGAGAUGGCGCUGAAAUGGCAAUGCGGUACGUAAACAAGACUCGACUCGAUGACAGGAUAAUCCGAACAGACUGGGAUGCUGGCUUUAUUGAAGGCCGUCAAUAUGGUAGGGGGAGAUCAGGAGGACAGGUCCGCGAUGAGUUCCGCAAGGACUACGAUGCUGACAGGGGCGGUUUUGGAAAAUUAUACCAGAAGGAUGAUCUAUGA
Protopolystoma xenopodis is the source of this 399-nucleotide messenger RNA. The record is from the annotation of a GenBank genome assembly. NCBI's taxonomy places the organism in Eukaryota, Metazoa, Platyhelminthes, Monogenea, Polystomatidea, Polystomatidae.